Messenger RNA from Gossypium arboreum, 963 nucleotides. RefSeq names its product transcription factor HHO5-like. Gene Ontology annotation, biological process: regulation of DNA-templated transcription. The transcript has 5 exons. The record is from RefSeq and is a predicted model, not a curated record. Lineage: Eukaryota; Viridiplantae; Streptophyta; Magnoliopsida; Malvales; Malvaceae. Gene Ontology annotation, molecular function: DNA binding; DNA-binding transcription factor activity. The coding region runs from base 31 to 744 and encodes 237 amino acids.
UUUUCCGGCAAAAAAGCAAGGUGCAAAACAAUGAAUCCAAGCUCUAUAGAGCUUAGCUUGAGUCUUAAGCCAUCAUAUGUCCCUAAAUCCAGAAGCAGCUUGCUCUUAGAUUUAUCCAAAAUCGAUAAUCAGUAUUAUAAGUUAUCAGUGUUGAGUGAUUAUAUUUGCAAGCUUGAAGAAGAGUUAGCUAGGGUUCAGCCUUUCAAACAUCUUCUUCCUCUAUGCACCCUACUUCUAAUGGAGGAAACUGAAACAUUAAAGGAUAAGCUUCUAAACAUAAACAAUGAGAAAGAACAAAGGGAAAUCCAGGAAGAAUGUGAUGCAAAUCUCCAGUCAUGCAAAGAGAAAGGAAACAACAUGGAAAGAUUAAUGUUGGGAUACAAGAAGAAUAGUACAUGGAAUAGUGUUGGAGAAUCAAGCAGUGAUGGAAAAGGAAAGGAGGUGGCAGCCAUUGAUCAAUAUUCAUGGAGAAAUGAUAACCAAGGUUUCAUGUAUCUUAAUAAUUAUGAUCAUCAUCAUCACCCAAAACCAUUGACACAACCCAUUUGGAAGAACAAUAGGAGAUGUUGGUCUUCUGAGCUUCAUUCAAGAUUUGUGGAGGCUUUGAAUAUGCUUGGAGGCAUUGAAGUGGCUACUCCUAAGCAAAUCAGAAAUUUGAUGCAGGUUGAGGGGCUGACAAUUGAGCAAGUAAAAAGUCAUUUGCAGAAAUACAGACUUCAUUAUGGUAAGGUUCGAUUGGUAUAGGAAGCAAACAAGGAGGGCUAUGUUGCAAUGCUGAUAUUCAGGACCUUUCCUUUCCUGUUAUGGGCUCUUGGAAAUUUUACAUAGCUACACAAAUUUAGUUUUUUAAUAUUUACCCUUUGAUCUUAAUUAUUAUUAUUAUUAUUUAUCAUUUUUGUGCUUAAUUUUUAAAAUUUAGCGAAAUUGUUUUCUAUGAAAACAAAAUUGUUUGAAUAGUUAAAA